AUGGAGAACCUCUUCAUGCAGGUCUUCGAGAGCCGGGACGGCGUCGCCGCGCAGAUCCGCCACCAGGGCGAAUCCUACGCCCACUCCCUCGCCCGCGCCUUCCACCUCCACGGCCACCGCCCCCCGCCAUGGCUCAUCCCCUCCUGCGCCGCCGGUCCGCAAGAGCUAAAUGGCAAACCAAUUAUUCCGGAGUUUCUUUUCGCUGGAAGCCAGAUUACAACACCAGCAACCAGCAGAACCGUCUUCCUGCCAAGAGCUGUUCCUACAACUUCCUUCACAAGUGUCGGGGUUCCAAACGAAUACGUCGGCCUGGAGACUAUCUGCGACACUCUGGAUGCUAACCAGCACGAAGCGCCGCAGCAGAACCAGGUUUCAGCUGAUGACCAGGAACUUGCCGAGGCUACUUCGGAAGUCAACAUAUUUUCCGUGGUGAAGCGCUCCAGGUCAAGGCAGCGGCGUAUUGAAGACCGCUCACGGGAGAAGGAUCAAGGGGCGAAGAGUGGAAGCAGUGAUGUUAUGCAGGGCGGGAUGCAGAGGUCUGAACGUGCGACUGCAGGCUCGAAAAGAACAGCUGCGUCGUUAUCCUCCAAACCAUCUGGUGACAGUGCAAACAAUGCUGGAACAAGGACCUCUUUGCUUGGUCUGGAGAAUGGUUUUCGUGCCAAUGAGGGUAUAUCAACUGAAUCCUUCAAGCGCAGCAAACAUGGUGAUCCUGGAAAUCAAGGAGUUCAGUUAGAUUUUUCUCAAAACCGGAUUGCCAGUUCUGGCAAUAAUGUCAAGGUCCCUGAAAAUUGUCCUGUUAGAAAUUUGCUUGAGGUGCAAGUUACAGGAGGCAGCGUGUGCCAGGCACUCCCUGCAACUCAUUUGUCGGUUGAGCCGAAAAAACUUCAGUUUGAUGGUGUUGAAUCAGUCUGCGUGAAUCCUGCAAGUGAACAAACCAUGCAGCAACCUGAUGAUUGUGCUCCAGAAAGUGCCAGUAUUGAUCUUGAUGAGGCACACUCUUUAAAUGAAGUGCCAGUUACAUGCAGUGCUGGCCAUGCACUCCCUGAAACUUAUUUGUCGGCUGGGCAGAAAAAGCCGCAAUUCGAUGUUGUUGAAUCAGUCUGCAUUAAUCCUGCAAGUGAGCAAACGAUGCAGCAACCAAAAUGUGCUCUGGAAAGUGCCAGUUUUGAUCUUGCUGAGGCACAUUCGGUAAGUGAAGUGCAAGUUGCAGGCAGUGUUUGCCACACACUCCCGGAAACUUAUUUGUCGGUUGAGCCGAAAAAACUUCAGUUCGAUGGUUUUGAAUCAGUCUGCAUGAAUCCUGCAAGUGAACAAACGAUGCAGCAACCAGAAUGUGCUCUCGGAAGUGCCAACUCUGAUCGUGCUAAGGCACAUUCUUUAAAUGAAGACCCUUCUACCAGCUGUUCGCAAGUUUCUCGUUUCAUGGGCAGAUUAUUGCUUGAUGGUGUGGAAUCAGGAUAUUUGAACUCUGGCAGUGCACCAGUGAAGCAGCUGCAGGAACGUGUUUUGGAACGUUCCAGCCUUGGCACACAUCCGGUAAAGGAGGACGAAUCUCCGUCCAGUUCCUCUAAAGUACCUAAUCCUAAAGGCGUAUUAUUGGUUGAAAGGGAUACACUGCAUACUGUAGAAGAUACUGGAAGAACAAUAGAACUGGAUGAUUUUUCAGAUCGGAUCACCACUCAGAGUCCCGAGUCUUCUGAACAACACUGCGCUGAUCUUCCAUCCAGUGAAUCUUUGGAGCCACCUACCCAACUAGCUGAUACUAGUUCUGAGACUCCUUCACCGUCACGAAUAUCACUGGACGACUUGUUAGAGGAGGAUGGCUGUGAGGAUCUCUCGCAUUCACCUAUAAAUGAUGAUGAUAGACAAUGCUCCCAAUUCAGGUCCGCUGCAUGUCCAGAGAAGCUUCAACCUCAGACUGUUACUUUGAUUGAUGUUUAUAACACAAGCCUCUCUCCUUAUAAAACACAAAGCAAUGGCACACAUUCCAAUCGUAGUCCUGUUGUGAAUGCUUCUGUAUCUGAAGAAAAUGAGGUAUCUCAGGAGCAACAUUUCUUGGCUAGAACAUCUUCAGAAUUAAAUGAAGCAGAAGUGGGUACUCCCUUGGGCCAUGCAUCUCCGGCCUCACAAAAUGAAAUACUCGAGUUAAAGCCAGCACAUUAUGCAGUUAACUGCAAUUCUGGAAAGUUGGGCGCCGAUCAGGAAAAAUUCUCAGCUUUGACCAAAGCAUGUGACAUUUCCGUCAGCAACACGAAGGAUGAAUCUGCAGUGCCAGAAGUUAUGAGCUGUAUUUCAGUUAGAAGAACCAGCGAAAUGCAUACGACUGAACGGAACAGUAUGACUUCGGCUGAAAAUCUGCGUCAAGAUGAUGACACCUCUCUUCUUGAGAAUGCUGUUAAAGAAAAUACAUUUUCUUGUACAGCAGACAGCGAUAAAAGGAAAUCUUCACAACCCUCUAUUCAAUACUUCUCACAUACUGUAGCAUCACAUGAGAAAAUUAAUCUGGCCAAGUCAGACAAAAGCAGUGCUUCUUAUGACCAGAAGAGGUCAGUUCAUGAUGGAGUUCAAGUAAAUGGCGGUUUGUCAUCUAAAAGGAGAAGAAUGAGAUCCCGAUCAGACUUUGAGCUUUCCAGGACUCCUUGCGCAAAUUCAUUGGCUCUAGACCACCAAGUUGGCAUUUCUGGUGAUAUGUUAACCACGAGAAAUUUCUCAGAGAAAUCCCAACUGUCAGGUCGUUACUUCUUAAGGAGUUCAGGAUCCUGCAAGAGCAUGUCUCUGGAUUCAGAGGUGGAGAAUGCUGCAAGCAACUGCAAGAAUUCAGUUACGAGUGAUGUUUAUGGAAAUUGCAAUUCUUCCCGUGGAAGAUGCAAUACGACAAGCCUACUGAAUGCUGUCCUUGAUAACUCACCUAGUGCAAGCACUAGCAGGAGUACAAUGGAGGGAAUGCUCUUCGACAAUUCUCGAGAGCAGAUACAAGAUAAUUCAGAAGUUGAAUUUCUGACCAGAACUGCUUCUUUGCCUUGCUCCGCUGGCAUCCUAUCUCACAAUGAGGAAAACUACACAGGACAGGAAGAUACUUGCUUACAAGGUCAAGACCUGAAUGUCACCAAUGAAAGUGUGGCAGACCAGGAAAUGGUUCUUCAGGUGGAUAACCUGUCAUCUCCAAUUGCAAUAUCAAAUCCAGAAAAUUGUUCUGGAGCGGAAUUGUUUCCUGUACUUUCAAGUUAUACUUUAGAUCAACAUGGUGAACAAGCAUCUGCUCCGAAUGCAUUGUUUCAUGAGAAAUUAUGUUAUGGCUCCAACGUUAAACUUGGUAGGAAAUAUAAAAGUUAUGAUCCAAAAGGACAUUUGUUGUCUGGUACUGCUAUUUCAAGGCAAUUGGAUGAUGAAUCGUUCCAAUGUGAUGGUUCAAUGCCAGAAUUUGAGAGGUUUGACGUUCCUGUUGAAUUUGACAGCCCACCUACCGGAAAAAGGCCAUUUGAGGAUCUUUACGAUUCUAAUGCAGCAAGUGGUGUCUGGGAAACUUUGUCUGGGAAACCUAGAAACUAUUCCUUCUCUGAUGAACUGCAACAAUACAGUGGUAGUGACAGUCGCAGCAUCAUGGACUCUUUCGGAUGUGGAUUAGAACUUGAUACCUUUUUUAUUUCCGAUGCUGUAGCCUCAUGUUCCUCAGAUGCUAACAGCAGACAAGAGAUCAAUGAAACUCCGUUGACUCCAUCAGUUGAAAAAUAUAGCCUCCGGAAAUUUCCAUCAAGAUCUGGAUCUGGUUCAGAACAUAUGGGUUCUAUUCCUGAACUUGAAUGCUUCCGAAUUGAUGAAGACAACAUCAUCACGGAAGAGGAUGAGCACCAAGAUAUGUUACCUGGAUCUGUAGAUGUGAAUUGCUCAUUCCAGCAGCAAUCUGGCAGAAAAGCACUUCAGGAUAUCACUGGAUUAUGUCAAAACAAUGGAAAUUCUCCGUCUCUUUCAGCAAGAUGCAUGGAUACAGGUAACAUAGACUUGAGUGGAGAAUCUUUCAGCAGUGAGCUCAAGAAUCAUUCCAACAUGAGAAAGGAUCAUGGCAACAUGAAGCCAAAAGACAGUCAUCCUACUUCAGUUAAGAGAGAAGGGAAAGUAACCCGAUCUCUUCAUGGCAGAUUAGGCACGGCAGAAAAACGCAAUAGCAGAAAUCUGAGACACAGGAGUGAAGCAAAUGUUGACAGACAACUUAAGCCUAGCAAUAUUGUUGCCAAUAUGACAUCUUUUAUACCUCUUGUAAAACAGAAGUCGCAACCUACAACAGCGUGCGUUAAAAAAGACGUUAAGGUGAAGGCCCUUAAGGCAGCUGAAGCUGCAAAACGUCUUGAAGAGAAGAAACAAAAGGAGCAAGAAAUUCGCAAAGCGGCUGCAAAAGUAGAGCGGGAAAGACUGAAGCGUGAGAAGGAACAAAAACAAAAACUUGAAGAGGAAAAGAAGAAACGAGAUGAAGAGGAACAAAAGAAGAAGCGAGAAGUUGAUGCGGCCACUAAGAAGAGGCAGAGGGAAGAAGGGGAAAAGAGGGAAACAAUGAAAAAAAGAAAAUGCAUUGACGAAGCUCGAAAGCAACAGAAGCAGCCUAUGGAUAGACGGCGAGGCACAAAGGAUGAGAAGGAUGCUCGUCAAAAAGCUUCUGAUGCUAUGGAGACGAAAAAGAAUUUGGUUGAUGUAGGCAAAAACCAAACUAAACUUGAAGAGACUACGGAACCUGCCCUUCCAUACAAGGACAAUAAAAGUAAGGACGAGAAAGGUGUUGCAGUAGAUGAGAGACCUGCAAGUUUUGGAUCUGAUGCUAAGGAAACUAUGCCGAACAGUUUUGAGGAGUCGUAUGAUAUGUCACCGUUCAAAGAUUCUGACGAUGAGGAAGAUGAUGACUUUGAAGAUGAACAAGAAUCAAGGCGCAGAAUGAAAUUUGUUCCUACUUGGGCUCGAAAAGAAAACCUGGAUAAGAUCUUAUUAUCCAACAUAACAUUAGACCCUAGAGAAAUAUUUGCACGGAAGUCAUCCUUCAACAUAUCUGAUGUUUUCUCGGCCUACAUUCCCCAACGUGGCUUAAGAUAAGCUUCCAUUUGACGAAGUAUUUGGUAAUAUGCCAUUGCUGUUCACCUGGCGUCUCCUCCGUUCUGCGUUGUCAGCCGUGAUGUGCAUAAGCUGACCAGCACUCUCUCUUGUAACUUGUAAUCUAGAAAUAAUCUAUGUAGGAGAACAUUCUUGUACCACUCCACCAGCCUUUGCAUCGAUUAUUGCUUGGCAAAGUUAUAUAGCAGUUUGUUUAUAA
Molecule: messenger RNA, 5296 nt
Organism: Lolium rigidum
Lineage: Eukaryota; Viridiplantae; Streptophyta; Magnoliopsida; Poales; Poaceae
Exons: 9
Coding region: 1-5079 (1692 amino acids)
Source: RefSeq, a predicted model, not a curated record